Molecule: messenger RNA, 6387 nt
Organism: Plasmodium falciparum 3D7
Lineage: Eukaryota; Apicomplexa; Aconoidasida; Haemosporida; Plasmodiidae
Biological process (GO): regulation of DNA-templated transcription
Source: RefSeq, a predicted model, not a curated record
AUGGAUAAAGAUAUUUUUACUAUAAAUAAAAUUAUUGAAUUUCAAGCUCACCAAAAAAAUAUAUUAGAAAUAUGGAAAGAAUAUGUAACAGAAGGAUUAAACUUAAUGCACUCAGAAGAAAAUAUAACGAACAAAAACAACACAUGUAAUAAUAAUCAAAAAAGAAAAAAUACAUAUAAUAAUAAUAUAUUUAAUAUAUAUUAUGAGAAUACCCAAAAAUGUAAUCAUAUAAAAUCAAUAAAACACUUUCAUAAAUAUGUGGACGAAUGGAAAGAACUACAAAUAUCAUCAGAAUGUAACGAACAUAUUUAUAAUAAUUAUAAAGUUAUUAAAAAAGAGAGACAUAUUAAGAAUAGAAAAGAACUAUGUGAUAAAGAUGAAAAAAAAAGUGAUUUACAAUCAGAAAGCGAAAAAUUAAAACAAGAUGAAAAUAACGAAAUUAUAUACAACCAAUAUGAUGAUACAAAAAAAUCAUCAAAAAUAAUUAAUAAUGAUCAAAGCACAAAAAGUAAUAAACAUAUAGAUAAUAUGAAAAUAAAUAAUAAAGUAUUAUCAAAUGAAAAUUAUAUACAUUUAUAUGAAAAAUAUAUUGAAAGUUUAAAUAAAAAUAUCGAAAAAAAUUUAAAAGAAUAUCAGACAUGUAUUGUUACAUAUAAUAAUUUUAUUAAUAGAGAUAUUAAUAUAAUAUAUAAAGAAAAUAUUACUUUUUUAACAUAUUUUUAUUCUUGUAUAAAUAUAAUAAAAGAAAAUAAAAUCAUUAUACCUAAAGGUUCUUAUCUAUAUGAAUUAAUAUAUCCACAAACUAUUCAUUCCUUUCCUGUUAUUAAUAAAUUUAAUUAUUAUUUUGUUAAACUCUUUAUAAAUAAUAAAUGGUACCUAAUAUUUGUUAACUUGUAUUUACCUUAUAAUAAAAACAAUAAUCAAAUUUUGUCAUGUUAUUCAACUUUUACACAAGAAAUAUGGACACAUAUUUUAAUAAAAGCAUUAUAUAAAUGUUUUCAUAUUUUCCAUUUUAAAAAUUAUCACAUGCAUAUUAUCGAGAUGUUAACAGGUCUUAAAUAUAUUAAAUCACCUUUUAAUAUAAAUAAAAUCAUAAAUAACUAUCAAAAUAAUUAUAUUCAGUGUAUCAUUUUAAAUCAACACCAAAAAAUUGAGUCCACAAAUAAUACGAAUAUGGAAAAUGAUAAUAAAAAUGUUCGAAAUUUUAAUAGGGACAUUACAAGUAUGAAACACAACACAUAUUGUCACAAUGAAAAUGAUGAUAAUAAAAAUAAAAAUGAUGAUAAUAAAAAUAAAAAUGAUGAUAAUAAAAAUAAAAAUGAUGAUAAUAAAAAAAAAAAUAAUGAUAAUAAAAAUAAAAAUGAUGAUAAUAAAAAAAAAAAUAAUGAUAAUAAAAAUAAAAAUGAUGAUAAUAAAAAAAAAAAUAAUGAUAAUAAAAAUAAAAAUAAUGAUAAUAAAAAUAAAAAUAAUGAUAAUAAAAAUAAUAAUGAUGAUAAUAAAAAUAAAAAUAAUGAUAAUAAAAAUAAUAAUAAUAGUAAUAAAUAUGUAAAAGAAAUAACAGAUAAUAUGCAAAAUAUUUACAACCAAACAAAUACUUCCAUAUCUAUAAAAAAUAAUCACGUAUUCUAUUAUUUAAUAUGCUCCUUUCAAGAUAAACAAUUUAUACAUGUAAGAUGUUGUGACAUAAAGUCAUACAACAACAUACAAACGUGCAACAAUGUAAUUAAACAAAAAAAAGAAGAAACAAAUUUACUCAAAGGAUAUAAAUAUAUAAAUACAAAAGGAAAUAUUCAAAUUUCUAACGCUCAAUUAGUACCACUUUUUAAAAAUACAUCUGAUUCAGAUUCAUCUGAAAAAUAUAUUAAAACAUCUACUAUAUCAAAAAAUGAACAUGAUAUUAAAAAUAUAUGUAACCAUAAUAAACAGACAUAUAAGAAAUACAAUAUUGUAAUAAAUGAAAAUACGCAAAAUGUUAUUCAGUAUAUUAAAGAUAUAUUAUCCAGCGAAACUAAUAAUGUUCAAAAAAUAAAAAGUAACGAGGAGUCAGAUAAAAGUAGUACUAAAAACAUUCAUUUGAAAAAAGAUAAUAAAAAGAAUUAUAAAGACAUUUGUAUAUGGUUUAAAGACAAUGAAAUUGAAAAAAUCCUUCAACUAAUAAAUAUAAAUUAUUCAUCAGAAUAUAUAAUAAAAAUAGAUGAAUCUCUAAAAAAUAAUAAAAUCAUCUCUUAUCUGAGUAAAAAUAAAUUUGAAUUAAUAUCAUUAAAUGAAUAUAUCAAAAAUAAGUUAAAACCUUUUAAAGCACUACAUAAAAGUAACAGUGUAAAAAAUAAUAUACCAAAAUCUGUUCAACAUAUACAUAUCGAAAAAAAAAAAAAAGGAAAAAAUAAUCAGAACAAAAAUGUAUAUGAUAAUACCGAAAAUAAUGACACUGUUUGUAAUCCUAAUAUGUCUGACCCAUCAAAUGAUUGUCCAUAUCUUAUAUUAAUUUGUUACAUAUCAAUCAAAGAACAAACAACAGAAAAUAACAAAACAGAAACAAAUCAAAUCAUACAAAAUGAUAAUAUAACAUGUGAAAAAGAUAAUGGAAACAUAAAUAAUUUUUUUGAUUUUUUUAUCUACUUUUUUCCUCAUCAUAUGUGUAAGUAUCGUAAUAUAGAAAAAUAUAAAUUUGCAAAUGAGGAGAAAAAUUCUGAACAAAUCAGAAAGAAAAAAAAAAAAAAUAAAAAAAAAAAAAAAAAAAAAAAAAAAAAAAAAAAGGAUAAAAAAAACAAAUUACCAGCUAGCCAAUUAUUAGUAGCAACAAAAAAAAAAAAAAAGUACCAUAAAAUAUUCUUUUUAAAUGAUAUGUAUAAUUGUAAUUUAUUUUUUAAAAAAAUAGGUGAACGGAAUCAUAACGAAGAUAUUAUUCCUUUUAUACCUUGUAAUAAUUUUUUACAACAAAUAUUAAAUAAUAAUGAUUAUAAAAAUUAUUUUUUUUUUAACAAAAUCGUGAAACGGAAAAUACGUCUUGAAAAAAACAAAGAACACUUUUUUAUUUUGUACACAAAAAGGUUUGACUAUAAUGAUUUCUACAUUGAAUGGAUAAACGAAAAGAAAAAUUUCGAGAGCAGUUAUAUGAUAAGUAGCUCAUUUAUAACGAUUGAGGAAUAUCUAGAGAAAUUUAUGAAAAUGUCCAUGACAAUUUUACCGAAAAAAGAAAUUUCUUUAAAAAAUCAAACCUUGAAUAACAAGGUCUUAUUAAAAUUUGUAAUCAACAUAAAUAUGAAUGAUCAAAAAGAAGGAAAUGAUGAACAUGGACAAGAUAUAAAUAUAAAUUCAAAUCAUACGAACAUAGGAAGAAUAAAGCAGGACCUAUUACAACAACCACAUUGUUGUAAAGAAUUGAAUAAUUUCCAUUUUUAUCUUAUAGUAAAAAUUAAUAAUUUGAAUAUAGUUCCAUAUUUAAAUUUAUAUAUGUGUAGAAUAAAGGAUGAUGAUAUGUUACAUAUUCAGAAUAAUUUAGAAGAAAAAAAAAAAAUAAAAAAUAAAAAAAUUAAAAAAUUUCUAUCUAAAAAGAAUGAUUCCAUAUAUGAUGGUGACGAAUAUAUUAAUAUUGUAAGUACAUUUUAUAAAUAUUCAUUAGAUAAAUUAAUUUUCAAAAUAUAUAUCCCAUUUGAUCAAAUAAAUAAGCAUCAUAAUUAUCUGUUUUUAUUAGUAACAAAAAAGAUACUAUGGAGAUAUAAUGUAAAUUUUAAUAUUUCCAUAAAAGUAGCAUAUCCUAAAGAGGAUGAUAUUAUAAAUAGUACUCAUUAUGUGAAUUCACAAAAUAGGAAAAACAAAAUAGACCUAGAUAUUAUUGAAGUGCCAUCCUAUUGUUUAAAUUAUACUUAUACAUUUCCAACAGAACAAACAGAAAUAGGUAAAGAUAUAAAGAACACAGAAGAAAGGAAUACAGAUAAUCCUGUGGAUAUCAAUAUAUUACAGGGUGAUAAUAAUAAAAAGAAUAUAGAAAAUGAUCCAAAUGUCGAACACACAUGUAGCUAUGAUGAGAUGAAUAAGAAGGAUCAUCAUAAUUUAUCUGGGAAGAAUACAAUUCAAAUUUUGAAAAAAAUAAUUAUAAAAAAUAAAAAUGAAUACACUUAUGGUAAUAUAUUCAUACAAUUAAAAAAUUAUCAUCUAUAUGAAUAUAUAGAAGCCAAAAUUAUAAAAGUCGAAAAAGCCAUAAAAAGAAAAAUGACGGAAGAUAAUUUUAAUGUGGAUUUUAUUUUAAAAAAUUAUAUAAGAAAAGUUAUAUUUGCAAAAAAAAAAAAAAAAAAAGUUAUAUUUUUUAAACAUGUAAUAUUAAAUACAAAUGAUACAUAUUUUAUACUUAUAAAGGUCAAAAUUAAGAAUCAUCUUAAUUCUCCUAAAUUAGAUUUAAAGAUCAUAAAUAAAAAUACCUAUACAUCAACAUGUAAUAAAAACGAUAUACCAUUAAAUAAAUCAUUAUUUCAGAGAGAUGAAAAAGAAAAAAAAAAUCAUAAUGAAAACAUUUAUAAAAUUGAACAAAUAAAUUCAAAUAAUGAUAUAAUUAUUAUGGAUAUAUUACUAAAUUUUGAUGAAGAUGUUCAAUUGUUAGAUGAUACAACAUAUGAAGAUAUCGAUAGAGAAGUUAAUAAAUAUAAGGAGAUUAAAAAAAUUGAUAUAGAACAAUUAAACGUUUGUUUUACUCAAAAUGUGCUUGGAAAUAUUUUUGAUUUUAAAAAUGAAAUGUUAUUUUGUUUUAAAAGAGAUUAUGAAAAUAUUUAUAUGAAUAUAACAAACAUGAUAUGUGAUUUGAAUAAUAAUAAUAAUAAUAAUAAUAAUAAUGAAGAAGAUGAAGAAGAAAAAAGGAUUGAAAGGGAAAAUAUAAAAAUGUUAAAUGAUAAAAAACAAAAUGUAAGUAAUGAAAAGUUAUGUAUCAACCAAAUGAAUGAAAGAAAUAAAAAUAUACAAAUUGAUCAUAUGAAUAGUCAAAAUAAAAAAGGUGCUUAUAAUAUAAAUAAUAGUAAAAGAUUAUUUCAAGAAAUUAAUAAUUUGUAUAUGAAUAAAAACUUAUUUUAUUAUUUGGCAUCAAAUGUUUUAAAAUACGAUGAAGAAUCCCUCCGUUAUAUAUUUUAUAAAUUUUUUGAAAAUGAUAUACAACAAAUAAAUAUGAACGAAUUUAUAGAAAUGUGUAAAAAUAUCGAAAACUUGGAAAAUAUUAAAAAUUGUUCUUUUUUAAUAAAAAUAGAAGAAAAAAUCGACAAGAAUCAUGUUUUUUUUAUAUCGCUAGAUAAUAACAAUUUCCAUAAUAACAACCAUUAUGAUAUAAAAAAAAAAAUAAUGUAUAAUGAUGAAAACCAUAUUAUAAACCAUAAUACAGAUAUAUUAUUUGACGGAAUCUUCACAUAUGGAAAGAAAACACAAAAUAUUAUUAAUGAUAUUAUAAACUUUUAUAAAAUAAAAAAUAAAGAUAUCAAUAUAUUAAAAUUCAAAGUAGAUGCUGAAUUACAAUUAAAUGAAAAAUGUAUUUGGAAUUCUUCUACUUUGAAUUUUAAGAAUAUAAGAAAAAAUUAUAAUACACAAAUUUUUAUAAAGAAAAAAAUAAUGAAACAAAUAAAGUAUAUAAUUAUUAAUAAUUAUAAAGAAAAAGAAAAAGAAAAAGAAAAACAUACACAAAAACAUACACAAAAACAUACACAAAAAAAUACACAAAAGCAAACACAAAAAGGUAGUGAAAAAGAGACACAAAAAGGUAUAGAAAAAGAUACAGAAAAACAAACAAAAAACAAAUCAUGUAACCAUUCAAAUUAUAUAAAACAAAAAUAUUGCAAGUCAUACAAACAUAUCAAAAUUGAUAGACCAAUAAAUAAUAUAAAUGAUCUAAUAAAUAUUACACAUAAUAUAGAAAAUAAUUUCGAUUUGUAUUAUUUAAAAGAGAUUAACAAAAAAAUUACAAAAACUAUAAAAGAGAGGAAAAUAUUCCUUUCCAAUUUUAAAAAUAAUAUCAAGCAAAAAAAAUUAAAAAAAUUGAAUGAUAAAGAAUUUAAUAAUUUAUAUAGUAAAGCAUUACAAUUGAAUUUACAUAUUUAUAAUCAAGAAUAUAUACAAAUUAUCAAACAAUAUAUUCAUAUUUUUAAUUUAUUAAAUCAAAUAAAAACAUUAAUUAAAAAUGUAGAAUGGAAAAAAAAAAAAUAUACAAAUAAUUUUCAAGAUAUUCAAAUUAAUGAUAUUAUAACAGAUCAAAAUAUAUUUAUUCAUCUAUAUAAUAAGUGUACUCAUUUAAUAACAAAUAUACAUGACAUACAAUUAAAUGAAAAUUAUCAAAAUAUAUACAAGGACUCUACACAACUAUAUGAUAUAAUAAAUAAUCAUAAAUUAAAAGAACAACAAAAAAAAAUAACAUAA